UUUUUUUCACAGUGCGGGUGACUCGGAAAAUGGAAGUUUUGAUCUUGGGGAUUUGCCGCCUCCUUUCAAUUGCCCUUCCGGAGCAAAACACUUAUUUCAAACUUUGAUGGGGUUUUUUAUUUUGAUUUAAAACUACCAUUUUGUAUUUUUACUAAGCUUCGUUAGAAAGAUGCAGCCAAUGCUGCUUCCACCUGGUUGUGUUCUUCCUUUGCAGAUUUUGUCUCAAAUUGGUUCCUUCUGUGCACAAAAUGGCAUCCGCAUUAUCUGUCAGACGAAUCACACAGAGAUGGCGAGAUGGAGUCACAUUGAACUCUUUGCAAGGAUCAAGGUAUGGCGGAUUUCUUACAAAGUCAAGGAAUUGGAAAAUGAAAAGCAUCCAGUUAGUACAGAAUGAUUCAGUUUUGCAGUUGAACCUGCAAUGUUGGUAGUCUGUGAACCUCUCUAGAAACAAAGAUUUUAGAAGAAGAAAGGAAGAACUGAGAUGGGUACCCAUAGGCUAGACUUCUCCUGUAGUUUCCCUCGGCUUGAAGUCCCCAUUUCCCAAUCAGCAAAGCCUGCUACCUUUCCAGUUAAAGACAGGCCGUUGAUCGAGGGCAAGUCUAACCAUUCUCUCAAGAGAAAUGCUUGCGCCUCAUCUGCAAUGGCUCCCCAGGCGGCAAUUCGCACGCCAUCAGAGAGAUGGGAGAAAAGGAAUUGCAUGAAGAGGUCUUUAGAACAGAGCUCUUCUGACGAUUCAUAUGCAAGUAGAGGCAAGAAGAGAGCAAGGGAAAGCUCACAGGAUUUUACUGAAAAAGAUGGCCAAUCAUCUGCUAAUCAAUUGAUAGAUAUUUACCACUCUGAACCUUUAGAACGUGAAUCGGUGGUAGGAAUACCUGGUACAGUCUUGGUCCUCUCAACCAUUGAGGAAGGUCCGUGCAUGCAUUCCUCUGAGACUCUGUUGCCGAAGGCCAACUGCCUAGGGUCUGUAGUUACAGAAAGAUCAGAACACGGAGAACACAGGUACGAGGUCGCCACGAGAGAGAACCCGAAGGAUUCCAGCUUGAAUUGGAGUUCAUCUGAGACACGAAGCUCAUCGCAGGAUGAUGAAGAGUCUUCGGAGAAAGCAACUGGAGAUGGCUCGGAGAAUUAUUGCCAAUCUGAAGGAACUGAAGCAGGGGAUGAUGACGUUAUUGGACAAGGCCUUGAGCUUGUCAAUCUUCUAGUGUCUUGCACUCAGUCAAUUUCCUCGAAGAAUUUUGCCCUAGUAAACCACUAUCUAUCCAAGCUAGGAGAUCUCGCUUCCCCAAAAGGAACACCAAUUCACAGGGUAGCUGCGUGCUUCACUGAAGCCAUGGCACUUAGAGCAGCAAAUCUCUGGCCUCACAUUUUCAGAAUUUCUAUACAAGACCUUGAGCAAGGUGAUGAAGACCUUCUGGUAGCUUUUAGGCUUCUUAACAACAUUAGCCCGAUACCAAAGUUUCUGCAAUUUACUGCAAACGAGAUGAUACUUCGAGCUUUUGAAGACAAGGAUAGGAUCCAUAUCAUCGAUUUUGAUAUAAAGCAGGGGCUUCAAUGGCCUACCCUGUUCCAGAGUUUGGUUUCUAGGCCUAAACCUCCAACUCGUGUGAGGAUCACUGGGAUUGGUGAGUCAAAACAAGAACUCCAAGAUACAGGGAAUAUGCUAGCUGGGCUCGCAGGGGCUCUGAACCUGCAAUUUGAAUUCCAUGCAGUAGUGGAUAAGCUGGAGGAUGUUAGGCUCUGGAUGCUUCAUGUCAAGGAGAAUGAAAGCGUAGCUGUGAACUGUAUGAUGCAGAUGCACAGGCUUCUCAUUGAUAGUGAUGGCAGCAUUUUAAGGAACUUCCUUGGAUUGAUACAGAGUGUUAGACCAACUAUUCUAGUAAUUGCAGAACAAGAGUCCAGCCAUAAUUUGAGCUGGGAAGCAAGGUUCUGUAAUUCAUUGGCUUAUUAUUCUGCAAUCUUUGAUUCAAUAGAUGCCAGCCUCCCUCAGGAUAGUCUUGAUAGAGCCAAGAUAGAGCAGAUGUUUGCAAGGGAAAUACGAAAUAUUAUCGCCUACGAAGGAGCCGAGAGAACGGAAAGGCAUGAAUGUUUUGAGACAUGGAAGCGGGUUUUAGAGGUGGGAGGAUUUAGAUGUUCGGAUGUUAGUGACAGGGAGGUCAUUCAGGGCAAGAUGCUAUUAAAGAUGUUUUUGUGUGAGAAUUAUAAAGUAGUGAAACAGGGAGAAGGAGGCCUAACACUUUGCUGGGCAGAGCAGCCUCUCUUCACAGUCUCAGCAUGGGCAGCAGCAGCUCCUGAAAUUGCAGGGACAUCCCCUUCUUCUUCCCAACCAGAAUGAUGAUGAUGUUGGUAUGGAGCAGUACUGAAAUUGCGGGGCCAUCCCCUUCUUCCUCCCAACCAGAAUGAUGAAGAUGUUGGUAUGGAGCAGUUACUGAAAUUGCGGGGCCAUCCCCUUCUUCCUCCCAACCAGAAUGAUGAAGAUGUCAUGUUGGUGAUGGAGCAGUUCUUUCAGCCAUCAACUAACUUUAGAUAGAAAUUCUUUGAUUCUUUUAGCUGCGGAGGCAAUUGUUGAAAACCUCAUUGUGAGGCCCCUCUAGAGGCAGCAUAUAGAUUUACUUCAGCCAUUCUUUGAUUCUUUUCUUCUUUUAUACGCCACAAAGGAAAUAGGGUAGCAAUUCUUUAUUUCUUUGUUAA
This is a messenger RNA of Nymphaea colorata (pocket water lily), 2688 nucleotides long. Its product is annotated as scarecrow-like protein 28. Bases 482 to 2332 code for a protein of 616 amino acids. Gene Ontology annotation, biological process: regulation of DNA-templated transcription. Lineage: Eukaryota; Viridiplantae; Streptophyta; Magnoliopsida; Nymphaeales; Nymphaeaceae. Gene Ontology annotation, molecular function: DNA-binding transcription factor activity; sequence-specific DNA binding. The record is from RefSeq and is a predicted model, not a curated record. Gene Ontology annotation, cellular component: nucleus. The transcript is spliced from 3 exons.